Oryza sativa Japonica Group (Japanese rice) is the source of this 2712-nucleotide messenger RNA. RefSeq names its product oligopeptide transporter 7. NCBI's taxonomy places the organism in Eukaryota, Viridiplantae, Streptophyta, Magnoliopsida, Poales, Poaceae. Gene Ontology annotation, cellular component: plasma membrane. Gene Ontology annotation, molecular function: oligopeptide transmembrane transporter activity. The record is from RefSeq and is a predicted model, not a curated record. Gene Ontology annotation, biological process: transmembrane transport.
GAUUAUCUAGUAUAGAAUAAAUGCUCUCAAUUAAAUAUGCGACGCAAGCAUCUCUUUCGCCACUUUUUUCUAAAGUGGCAAGGCAAAAUCCAAUUAAAUAUUGACGAACCGGAGGAACCAAAACGACCACGCGUGAGAACUGAGAAGGCUCGCAGCACACACAACCAUGAUGCUCCACCACGAAGCAAGUGUGCAACAAGCGCGAGAGGAAGAAGAAGAGCUUGAUCACCAUGGCGAUCCGAUGAUCACCUCCCCUCUCUUGCGACCAUCGACGUCGGGCAGCUCGCCGGAGAAUGGAGAGGAGGAGAACUCACCGGUGGAGCUGGUGGCGCUGACGGUGCCAGUGAGCGACGAGCCGGAGACGCCGGUGCUGACGUUCAGGAUGUGGGUGCUGGGGACGGCGUCGUGCGCGGUGCUCUCCUUCCUUAACCAGUUCUUCUGGUACCGCAAGGAGCCGCUCACCAUCACCGCCAUCUCCGCGCAGAUCGCCGUCGUGCCGCUCGGCCGCCUCAUGGCGGCGACGCUGCCGGAGCACGCCUUCUUCCGUGGCCGGCCGUGGGAGUUCACGCUUAAUCCGGGGCCGUUCAAUGUCAAGGAGCACGUGCUCAUCACCAUCUUCGCCAACUCCGGCGCCGGCACCGUCUAUGCCAUCCACGUCAUCACCGGCGUCCGUGUCUUCUACGGGAAAACCCUCUCCUUCUUCAUCUCCCUCCUUGUCGUCCUCACAACACAGUACCAUCAGAUGCUGGGGUUCGGCUGGGCGGGAAUAUUCCGGCGUUAUCUUGUUGAGCCGGCGUCUAUGUGGUGGCCAUCCAACCUAGUGCAGGUCUCUCUGUUCAGCGCACUUCAUGAGAAGGAAGCACGGAGAAAAGGUGGCUUGACGCGGAACCAGUUCUUCCUGGUGGCAUUCGUCUGCAGCUUUGCAUACUACAUCUUCCCAGGCUACCUAUUCCAGAUGCUCACCUCCCUCUCCUGGAUCUGCUGGGUCUUCCCCAGCUCUGUCCUUGCCCAACAGCUUGGUUCAGGUCUCCGAGGCCUCGGCGUUGGUGCAAUCGGUCUCGACUGGUCAUCUAUCUCCUCCUACCUUGGGAGCCCUCUUGCUAGCCCAUGGUUUGCCACUGUAAAUGUUGGUGUUGGCUUCUUCAUCGUCAUGUACAUAAUCACACCAAUUGCAUACUGGUUUAAUUUCUACAAGGCACAAAAUUUCCCCAUAUUUUCUGAUGGCCUCUUCACCUCGACUGGGCAAAAAUACAAUGUAUCAAGCAUUGUUGACUCCCAUUUCCAUUUUGACACCAAGGCCUAUGAGAAGAAUGGGCCACUAUACCUCAGUACUUCCCUUCUUGUCACAUACGGUGUUGGUUUUGCAACCCUUGCUGCAACAAUUGUUCAUGCUCUCCUCUUCCAUGGAAGUGAAAUUUGGCUAUUAAGUAAAUCAGCUUUUCAAGAAAAAAGGAUGGACAUACACACGAAACUUAUGAGGAGAUAUAAACAGGUCCCUGAGUGGUGGUUCAUAUGCAUCCUUAUUGCUAACAUCGGAACGACCAUAUUUGCUUGUGAAUACUACAAUGAGGAACUCCAAUUGCCCUGGUGGGGUGUUUUGUUUGCAUGCUCCAUUGCCUUUUUCUUCACCCUCCCAAUAGGGAUAAUCAAAGCAACAACAAAUCAGACUCCAGGCCUGAAUGUCAUCACGGAGUACAUUAUUGGGUAUCUGUACCCUGGACGACCCGUUGCAAAUAUGUGCUUCAAGGUAUAUGGUUACAUCAGCAUGAAACAAGCUUUGGCAUUUCUUGAAGAUUUUAAGCUGGGUCACUACAUGAAGAUUCCACCGAGGACAAUGUUUAUGGCUCAGGUGGUGGGAACUUCAAUUGCAGCAUUUGUGUAUAUUGGCACAGCAUGGUGGCUAAUGGAGACAAUCCCCAACAUCUGCAACACUGAGCUCCUCCCGUCAGAUAGCCCUUGGACCUGCCCAGGUGACCAUGUAUUCUAUGAUGCAUCAGUCACAUGGGGACUUAUUAGCCCGCGCAGGAUAUUUGGGGACUUAGGCACUUAUUCAGCUCUAAAUUGGUUCUUUUUGUGUGGAGCUAUUGCCCCUCUACUUGUCUGGUUUGCACACAAGACAUUCCCAGGCCAGAACUGGAUCUUACUCAUCAAGACGCCUGUACUAAUUGGUGCCACCUUCCAGAUGCCUCCUGCUACUGCCGUCAACUACACGACUUGGAUACUUGUUGGGUUCUUGUCAGGUUAUGUGGUCUAUAGAUAUCGACGUGAUUGGUGGGAGAGACACAAUUAUCUGCUUUCAGGUGCACUGGAUGCUGGUUUGGCUUUCAUGGCGGUCUUAAUUUACUUGUGCUUAGGCUUGGAGGACAUCAGUCUGAACUGGUGGGGAAAUGACUUGGAUGGGUGUCCUUUGGCUUCUUGUCCCACUGCUAAAGGUAUAGUUGUCAAGGGAUGUGCAGUCUAUACUUGAGGAUCUCCUAUUGCUUCUUGUCCCACUGCUACAGUGUUACCCAGACCUCCAUGGGUGCAAGCCAAUAUGAUUAGAUCUAAUUUGACCCUUGUCAUCUAUAAACAUCAGUAGAACCAGCUUUGAUUCAUAGCUGGAAAUUAGCAAUGUAGUUUCAGGGUUAGUGGUCAUAACUUGUAUCCUAUCAGUAUUCUCGAAAAAACUUGUAUCCUACCAAACAAGUUAAAUUUUGAUCUCUGAACUGUCCA